Protopolystoma xenopodis is the source of this 852-nucleotide messenger RNA. The record is from the annotation of a GenBank genome assembly. Lineage: Eukaryota; Metazoa; Platyhelminthes; Monogenea; Polystomatidea; Polystomatidae.
AUGUUCACGCAUUAUAUUGUCUGCUCCAACCCCCGAUUGGCGACAGGAUCCCUUGAGCCUGGCAAUAAGGCUGGAUCAGCCAAUCGAUACCCACAUACGAGGUACGGUGCUCGAGAGGCAAGUUGCCACCAACGCAACCUUGCACAAAUAUCGGCUCACCAGGAUAGACUGGGGAAUCGUUGUUUAAAAGGUCACAAUGCCUGCCACACCGGCGUUCGCGCAGAGCGAACCGGCGAAUCCGGUCGCAGCUGGCUGUGUGCCGAAUCCCGGCGGCUGGUUUUUCGACGGCCCACGACUGCCACAAUCCGGUCAGGUUCAAUCCGGUCCCAUCCGAUCCGUCCUCUCGUCCCACGAGGACAGGCCAGUAGGCACCACGGGCCGGGCCUACAGACAGGCAGACAAAUGGACAUAUGGACAGAUUUACAGGAUGGAGGAAUUGAGUGCGCAAGCCGGAGACCGAGAGUGAGAGAGCAAACUCUAACGCUGCGCCCCCCAGAGCCGGGAACUUGGCUUGCUUCAGCCUGGCCCGCGCCUCCUCGGGCCGUCCCGACCUCAGGUCUUACGAGUCUGGCCUAUUGUCGGGCGCACACGUCUCUGAGGCAGACGCAUGCGCCACUCAUGCUAAACCAUCAAUCAGCACAGCACCCGGUAGACCGAGCGUCUAUCGACUCUGGCUCACCUACUCCCACGAUCCGCCCAACCGGGUUGGCUGAACUGAGCCAGUUCGCUCUUAUUAGUUCAUUCGCCUCGAAAAGUGUAACCUACCAUUGCCACCACCGCCACCGGCACCGCCACCGGCAUCGCCACCCACGACACAACUGCCCCAUGUUUUUCUCGCACAGAUCCGCUUGA